AUGGAGCAACACAGAGAGCGAGUCGGUUGCAUUGCCGCUCAAGUGAAACAAUUUUACGACAACCAGCAAACUUUCAGAAUAUAUCGCGGAGGCGCUACAAAUAGCACUCGGAAUCACGCUCUUCGAGGGAAAGAUGUGGUCGAUACAAGCGAGCUCCAUCAUGUUCUCAGAGUGGAUGCCGAAAAAAGGACCAUCCUCGUUGAAACGAACGUACCGAUGGAUCGUCUAGUCGAAGCUUCCCUUGAGCACAACCUUGUCCCUCCUGUAGUAAUGGAAUUUCCUGGAAUUACUGCUGGAGGUGGCUACUCUGGGACAAGUGGCGAAUCUAGCAGCUUCAAGUACGGCUUCUUCGAUCGAACCAUUUGUCGGACUGAGAUGGUGCUCGCAACUGGAGAGAUCGUGUUCUGCUCUGAGACUGAAAACGCCGACCUCUUCCGUGGCGCAGCAGGUGCUAUGGGCACCUUGGGAGUCGUCACUAGCGUUGAAGUGCGACUCGUUCAGGCCACCAAGUUCGUGGAGCUCACCUACCAUCCAGUGCGCAGUUUCAGAGAAGCUGUUGAAAGGACGAAAGGGUUCACAGUAUUGCCGGAUCCUGAUCAGCCAGAUUAUGUGGACGGCAUUAUGUAUUCUAAGAACUGUGGGACGAUCAUGACAGGCCGGCGUACGGACGAGCAGAAAGCCGGACUCAGUAUUGCGAGAUUCAGCGCGCCUUCAGAUCCAUGGUUCUCAAUUCACGCACAGGAGCAUCUCAAGAGAAGUCCCGCCGCAGUGACAGAGCUCCUACCUCUUGCAGACUAUCUGUUUCGAUACGAUCGCGGCUGCUUUUGGAUUGGCCACACUGUCUUCGAUUUCUGCUGGUGGCUACCAGACACUGGCACAACAAGAAAGAUACUUGACAAGUUCCUCCAUACGCGAAUGCUCUACGUAAUGGGACGAAGUCAGCCCGUAAAUCUGCAAAUCAUACACGACAUUGCAGUCCCUAUGAGCGUUUCCGAGGACUUCAUGGACUGGGUCACCACCACGACAGAAAUCUGGCCGCUUUGGCUUUGCCCUCUAAAGCCAAGCCCACAGCCAACUAUACACCCUCGGGCCAAAAGCGAGCCAGGUGAAUUGAUUCUCAACAUUGGCCUCUGGGGUCCUCCCAAGAAGCUCAAUGUCGAAUGCUACUUGGAAGAAAACAAAGAAAUCGAAGACAAGCUGCGCGAAAUCGGUGGCAUCAAAUGGGGUUAUUCGCCGAACUUCUGCUCUGUCGAUGAGUUCUGGUUGGAUUUCGAUCGGAAGUGGUAUGAAGAAUUGCGAGGGAAAUUUUGCGCGACUUCAUUACCUACCAUCUGUGAUAAAGCGAGGACAGAGCCGGAUGCUGUGCGGAAGAGAUGGGAUGACUUGACCCUCAAAGAAUGUCUUCCCUUUCUUAUUCCCGGACCCACGCUAUGGGUUAUGUGGAAGUCUUGGAAGAGUCGCGAGUGGAAGUGGAAACAGGAAUCGACGUGGAUGAAUUGGGUUCCUAGGAAAUAG
Messenger RNA from Pseudocercospora fijiensis CIRAD86, 1515 nucleotides. RefSeq lists its product as uncharacterized. The coding region runs from base 1 to 1515 and encodes 504 amino acids. Gene Ontology annotation, molecular function: Delta24(24-1) sterol reductase activity; FAD binding. The transcript has a single exon. Lineage: Eukaryota; Fungi; Ascomycota; Dothideomycetes; Mycosphaerellales; Mycosphaerellaceae. The record is from RefSeq and is a predicted model, not a curated record. Gene Ontology annotation, biological process: steroid metabolic process. Gene Ontology annotation, cellular component: cytoplasm; membrane.